Epinephelus moara (kelp grouper) is the source of this 2543-nucleotide messenger RNA. RefSeq lists its product as uncharacterized. NCBI's taxonomy places the organism in Eukaryota, Metazoa, Chordata, Actinopteri, Perciformes, Serranidae. Gene Ontology annotation, biological process: magnesium ion transport. The record is from RefSeq and is a predicted model, not a curated record. Bases 130 to 1206 code for a protein of 358 amino acids. Gene Ontology annotation, molecular function: magnesium ion transmembrane transporter activity. The transcript is spliced from 6 exons. Gene Ontology annotation, cellular component: membrane.
GGCUCUGGUAGUAGCAACUUACUUUGACAGGACCGGAAGAAAGCCUCCUCCCUUCCUGCGGUUUCCUGGGCAACUACCCGGAAAUACCGUCAGUUCACUACGACGAAUGGGGUUGACGUGACAACGGAGAUGGAAGUGAACCGUUUGGACUUCUACAUCGGUCUCUCUCUGGCGGUGAGCUCGAGCGUUUUCAUCGGUGCCAGUUUCAUCCUGAAGAAGAAAGGCCUGCUGCGAUUGGCCAGCAAGGGUUCAAUGCGAGCAGGUCAAGGGGGGUAUGCUUACCUGAAAGAAUGGCUGUGGUGGGCAGGACUUAUUUCAAUGGGAACCGGAGAGGCUGCUAACUUCGCUGCUUAUGCAUUUGCGCCGGCCACACUGGUGACUCCUCUUGGAGCACUGAGUGUACUUGUAAGUGCUGUGCUCUCCUCUUACUUUCUGAACGAGAGGCUGAAUGUGCACGGGAAGAUCGGUUGUUUGCUGUGUGUCUUGGGCUCCACUGUGAUGGUGAUCCAUGCCCCACAGGAGGAGGAGGUGGCCUCUCUCAGUGCCAUGGCUGAGAAGCUCAAAGACCCAGGUUUCAUUGUGUUUGCUGUGUGCGUUGUGGGAAGCAGCCUGGUUCUUAUCUUUGCUGUGGCGCCGCGGUUUGGACAGAAGAAUGUGCUGGUCUACAUCCUGAUCUGCUCUGUGAUUGGCUCCCUGUCUGUGUCUUGUGUCAAGGGCCUGGGCAUUGGCAUUAAGGAGCUGUUUGCUGGGACAGCAGUGCUGAAGGAACCCCUGUUCUGGUCUUUAGUCAUCUGCCUGGUAAUCUGCAUCAGCGUUCAAAUCAGUUACUUGAACAAAGCGCUCGACAUCUUCAACACCUCCAUGGUCACUCCCAUAUACUACGUCUUCUUCACCACCGCCGUCAUGGCCUGCUCAGCCAUCCUCUUCAAGGAAUGGUUGAGAAUGACCACUGACGGGAUCAUGGGAACAAUUAGCGGGUUCCUCACCAUCAUUUUGGGGAUCUUCCUCCUCCACGCCUUCAAGGACAUUACAUUUAACUGUGAUUCCCUCCCAAACUACCUGAGGAAGGGUCCUCAGGGCUCUCCGUGGGGGCAGCAGCCUUAUGUGGCUCUUCCCAGCCACGACAUGCAAGCAGAGGAUGAUGUGAAGCUGCCCAGAGAGGGAGGCUCAAAGGGGGGCUGGGGUAUGCAUCAGAGGGCUCCGUAAGGGGGACCGAUAGUGUUGUCACUACUGAGGAAAAUUGCUUAUUGCAAUUCUGAAGCUUUAAUGCACAGUACAGCUUUACAGUGACUACGUUUACAUGCACAAAAUAUUCCAAUUUUUGCCCUUAGGAAUGCUACUCCUAUAAGACAUGGCUGUUUCCAUGGCUAAUGAAAAUCAAUACCCAGUAACAUGUCGUUUAUUGGGUGAAAAUAUGGAAAAGUGGAACAGCUGGGGUUGCUCGUGCCAUUUGCCUCCUUGUGUCAAAAUAAGUUCUCCACAGUGGCGUACUUGUUCGACUGUGCAAACACAAUCUCCCUUUUUUAUUCCUUCAACCACCUGCCUGAAAAGGUCGGCAUUGCGACAUUUGCACAUCUCCAAAAACCUGCUGACAUCCAAGUCUUUCUUUGUGUUUAAAAGAAGGUCUGUUUCUCCUUCUAACCAGAAAUGUGGGCAUUUCUUUUGGGGUUGCAUCUCCAUCCUUGCAAGCUGUUUGUGUAUAACAUAUGCAUGGUAACGCACAGAGCCAGCUGUAAACAGACAAAAGGCUAUGUGUCGUCAGCUGCAGUAAAAACCCCACUUUAGAUGCAUGUUCAGAAUAAACUGUCUACAUGUUUAAGGAAUACUGUUAAAACCGGAAUAGUAAGGGCAUAUCCCACGUCUUCAUUGGAAAAUGCUACAUUCAUAGUGGAAUAUUAGUGUGCAUGUAAACGUAGUCAGUGUGACAAGUUAGUUUACUAAAUCGGGGUCUUGAGUCGGUCUUAAACAAUGCAGUACGCACUGGAUGAACAAAGUUGCCCAAAGUGAACAAAAUGUUUCUGUCAGCACACUGGAUUUCUUGACCAUGACGGUACAUCCACAUCUUUAGUUAAAAAAUAGACAGGACAGUAUUAGAAUCUGAAGUAUAAUUUAUAUCAACGUGAAUGUUUGUCGCACUGCUGUGUACAUUUUUUUUUUUUUUUUUUACAGUUUAUCAAGUUAAAAAAAAUUAAUUGAGGGUUGAAUAGUAGCCUACGUAAACCAGACUGUGCCUUCUGUUACUGAAACCAAUAACCUUAUUUAUAGGUUGCACUUUUAACUAAGCAUAUUGUACAAAUGAUGAUUUUACAACCAGUGUAAAGGCAAAAAAAUGCCCUGAAUGCAUUUCAAUCAUCUGCUGAUGAUGAACAAGUUUGAGUAAGAUGAGUAACUGUAAUACCUCAGUAUUAUAUACAACCUGCACCAAAGAAUGUUUUUCCCUGUGUGGAUUAAUUCCCACCAUGUGCCAAGCUGUAACAUAUCUCUGAUGUAAAUUAACUUUUUAUGUGUUUGAUAAUGCUGAUUAAAACAUAAUUACGACACGA